Messenger RNA from Dicentrarchus labrax (European seabass), 1681 nucleotides. Its product is annotated as glutathione S-transferase A. The coding region runs from base 79 to 759 and encodes 226 amino acids. The transcript has 6 exons. Lineage: Eukaryota; Metazoa; Chordata; Actinopteri; Moronidae. Gene Ontology annotation, molecular function: glutathione transferase activity. The record is from RefSeq and is a predicted model, not a curated record. Gene Ontology annotation, biological process: glutathione metabolic process.
CUUUUUCUUGUUGCGCAAUUCGUUUGACACUGGAGCAGCAGUGGUCUUCAGAGAGCUCAGGCUGUUGAAGCUGAAACCAUGGCCCAGGACAUGACUCUGCUGUGGGGCUCCGGCUCUCCUCCCUGCUGGAGGGUGAUGAUCGCUCUGGAGGAGAAGAACCUGCAGGGCUACAACCAAAAGCUGCUCUCCUUCGAGAAAAUGGAGCACAAGUCCCAAGAAGUGUUAGAUAUAAACCCCAGAGGACAGCUCCCCUCUUUCAAACAUGGAGACGUCGUCGUGAAUGAAUCCUACGCAGCCUGUUUCUACCUGGAGAAUCAGUUUAAGACCCAGGGAAACAAACUGAUCCCAGACAGCCCUCAGGAACAAGCACUGAUGUACCAACGCAUGUUUGAGGGAGUGACCUUCUACGAAAAACUCAAUGCAGUUAUCUACUAUGACUGGUUUGUCCCUGAAGGAGAGAGGCAUGACUCAGCUCUUAAGAGAAACAGGGAAGCUCUGGCCACUGAACUCAACCUCUGGGAGGGUUACCUGCAGAAGCUGGGCUCGGACUCUCACCUGGCAGGACCAUCCUUCUCGCUGGCGGAUGCGACCGUUUUUCCAACUGUUGCUACUCUUUUCAGAUUCGGGUUGUCUGCUGAGAAGUACCCUAAACUGGGAGAGUAUUACGCUUUGGUGAAGGAGCGGCCCAGCGUCAAAGCCAGCUGGCCCCCUCACUGGCUGGAGAACCCGAAGGGACAAGACGCGCUCAAAGACUUGUGAAGUUCUCACACACCGAACAGUCUCCUCUGCCUCUAAUGUUUUGCUUUGGUGUCUAUAAAAAAUGCUUUUGUUUGAUAUAGUUUCAGCUCACAGUUUGUCAAUUAGGAUACAGCUCUUUUAUUUUAAAGGACUAGUGAGUAGGAUUUAGUGGCCCCUAGUGGUGAAGUCACAGAUUGCAACUAACUGAACACGCUUGUGAGAACGGGCUGUGAAGCGUGUAGGAGAAACUAAAGUGGUUGCCAAAGUCCCUAUCUACUGCCAGUGUUUGGUUUGUCCAUUCUGGGCUACUGUAGAAAUAUGGCGGACUUCAUGGAAGGCGACCCACAGUGUCUGCAGAUUAAAAAAAACGCUCAUUCUAAGGUAAUGAUUCCUAUGAAAACAUAUCUGAAUAUUGUAUUCAAUUGCUGCCAAUAGAUCCUUCUAAAUGUUACACACUGGACCUUUUUAAUGGCGCUGAAAGGAAAUGAAGUGUUAAUAAUUCCCAGUAUCUUCUGAAUAUAUUACGGUUAAAAAUGCAGAGAUGUAUUUCUUGUUAGUCCAAAAGUUUUGUUUCAAGUUUUUGCCAAAUAUUUGACAAAAAUCAGUUGAUAAACACGUAAAUGUGACAUGUUUGCAAGGUAACGGGCAAAAUGUUAAACUGUAACAUUGUUGACAAUCGCUUUGGUUGCCCAGAUACAUGGCGUGUGUAUGUAGCAUUAAUCUCUGUUGACUGAUACGUGCACAAGUUACUAUAACAACAGUUUAAAUGCACAUUCUGUCCCUAUGAAGUCAGUUAUUUCAGUUUAAUAGGUUUAUUAUUUGUUUAUUAUAUUUGUUGUACUAACCGUCCACUACACUGAACAUGUCAUUGUAAGCCGGCAUAUUGGAUUUCCAAUCUUACUGUAGUAAAUAAAUAAAUAAAAACUGUGGUGUCACUGCUGAA